AUGGAUAAUGCCAGCUACCACUCAAGACGCCAGAAGAAAAUCCCAGUUACUAGUUGGAAAAAACCAGACAUCCAAGAAUUGCUUUCAUCAAAACAUAUUUCUUUUGAAGCAAAGGAAACAAAAGUCCAGCUCUUAGAAAAGGUGAACGGUGUCAAAACUCAGUACCAAUCAUACGUGGUCGAUGAGAUGGCAAAAGCAGUUGGUUGCUUAUAUGCAAGACUGAUCUGUCUAAGACAAGAGGAAGGAGACUCCACUUAUACUAAGGACUCUUAUGCUGCACAAGUGCUAUCAGGUAACCAUAGCUUACCAGCACCGAUUGAGGCGUAUAUUAAGGCCAUUGGUAAUGUCGUUGAUAACUCAGCUAUCAGAUAUAAGCUGAGGAUGCCGGCUUGGCCCAAUGAAGACGGACACUUCGGUAGAGUUGAUUUCAACUCACAUUGGAAGUAUAUGUCGAUGCCUUGCCCACUCGUAUGCAGGAGGAUCCAAGAAGAUCUUAGGAUCACAGCAGUACCCGGGGUAUGUGAGUGGAAUUUACCGGAAGGACUCAGAUCAGCUGAAGCUGACGCUGGUAACCCAACCCGCAAUUGUCUGGGAUGGGCGCGCGCAUCGACCUUGACGAACGAUCAGGUUGCAUUUUUAGAGAGCGCGAACAUCAUGGAGGAUGCGUUCCCAGUAAAGUUCGCACAAUUCCAAUACAAUACCGACUUAUUCGAGAAGAUAUCUUUGGCCCUUUCUAAGACUGAGCAGAAGAUAAAACUUACUCCACAGACCAAGAAGAAUGCUGAAGGUGCCCUCGCACAGCAGCGGACAAUGAAUGACGAAGACAUUUCGACACUCUUAUGGCGGUUAGAAAAUGGAGAAGUAUCAGAAGAUGAAAGUGAUCUAGACGAGGAUGCCUUAGACUAUUAUGAUAAUGUCGGUGAGUUGGAAGCAGAUCUUGAAAGAGAGAACCAAAUACUAGAAGAAAUAUUGACCGAAAAUGAUGGGACAGCCCCUGAUCCUCCACUAAUAUUUGAUGAACUAGUAGAAAACCAGCCCCAUUCCAACGCCACUCCUAGUUUACGGGAUUUGAUAUGGAAAAAGAAGAAUUUGGAUUUGGUGGAUCAGGCUUUUACAUUUCUUGGAUGUACUGACUACCCUCCGAUUAUUAUGAAUUUAUCUACUCCUUAUCAGUAUUUUUCAUACUUUUUUGAUGAAAGUUUACUCGCAAGAAUCGUUACUGAAUCUAAUAAAUAUGCCAUACAAAAAAAUAUUAAUUUUUCUGAACCAAUGACAGUUCUGGAACUGAGAAAAUAUAUUGGUAUCUUGAUUUAUACUUCGGUAUAUCACUAUCCUAGUAUAAGGUCCUACUGGGCAAAUAAUAUCUCAAGAUUGGAAAGAGUAUGUGCUGCUUGCUGGAGAUCAGCUACAAGGGAAUUGCAACGUCGUGAUCAGCAAGACUCCAAUCGCCCUGGUCUGUCAGAAGCUAUUUUGCCUGAUGUUGGAUCAAGUAGCGAUCUCAAUAUUCCUGAGCCGCCCCCUCUUCCACAACAAAACCUACACACUACUCAUAUUAGACAAAUCCAACAAUUAAGUCUUCAGUGUAUAAGCGUGCGGCUAGCACAUCCAAUCACUGUAUAUUUGUUAAUUGUUUUGAAACAGAACGUUUACUAG
This is a messenger RNA of Parnassius apollo (apollo), 1653 nucleotides long. The record is from the annotation of a GenBank genome assembly. NCBI's taxonomy places the organism in Eukaryota, Metazoa, Arthropoda, Insecta, Lepidoptera, Papilionidae.